Molecule: messenger RNA, 819 nt
Organism: Puma concolor (puma)
Lineage: Eukaryota; Metazoa; Chordata; Mammalia; Carnivora; Felidae
Gene: NEUROG2
Product: neurogenin 2
Biological process (GO): sensory organ development; forebrain development; positive regulation of transcription by RNA polymerase II
Cellular component (GO): nucleus
Molecular function (GO): E-box binding; DNA-binding transcription factor activity, RNA polymerase II-specific; protein dimerization activity
Source: RefSeq, a predicted model, not a curated record
AUGUUUGUCAAAUCCGAGACCUUGGAGUUGAAGGAGGAAGAGGACGUGCUGGUCCUGCUCGGCUCGGCCUCCCCCGCCUCGGCUGCCCUCACCCCGCUGUCGUCCAGCGCCGACGAGGAGGAAGAGGAGGAGCUGGGCGCGUCGGGAGGGGCGCGACGGCAGCUUGGGGCCGAGGCCGGGCCCGGGGGGCUGGGCGGCCCGUCGGCCGGAGCUGAGGGCUGCCGGCCAGCGCGGCUGCUGGGUCUGGUGCAUGAAUGCAAGCGGCGCCCCUCCAGGGCGCGGGCCGUUUCCCGCGGCGCCAAGACAGCCGAGACCGUGCAGCGCAUCAAGAAGACCCGUAGACUGAAGGCCAACAACCGUGAGCGCAACCGCAUGCACAACCUCAAUGCGGCGCUGGACGCGUUGCGCGAGGUACUCCCCACGUUCCCGGAGGACGCCAAGCUUACCAAGAUCGAGACCCUGCGCUUUGCCCACAAUUAUAUCUGGGCGCUUACCGAGACCCUUCGCCUGGCGGACCACUGCGGGGGUGGCGGCGGAGGCCUGCCGGGGGCGCUCUUUUCCGAGACCGUGUUGCUGAGUCCGGGAAGCGCUAGCGCCUCCCUGAGCAGCAGCGGAGACAGUCCGUCGCCUGCCUCCACCUGGAGCUGCACCAACAGCCCGGCGCCGUCCUCCUCGGCGUCCUCCAACUCCACCUCCCCCUACAGCUGCACUUUAUCUCCUGCCAGCCCGGCUGGUUCUGACAUGGACUAUUGGCAGCCCCCGCCUCCCGACAAGCACCGCUACGCACCUCACCUCCCCAUAGUCAGGGACUGUAUCUAG